UUAUGUCGUGAACUGCAGAUUUAUUUUCCUUCAUUGAGCAUUACCUUCAAGCUUCAACGUCGCGGGGUUUUCAGAUUCCAAGGUCAGUCAGUACCUGUAUUCUUGGACAGUCAUAAUGUCGAAAGUAAGCACUUUGUAUGCAGUGUUGUCAACAACUGGUUUCAAACUACUUAACCAAAGUGCAGAAUGUGAAAUCAACAAGAUAUUUCAGCGCAAGUUUAUCCCGCCAAUAUACGUUAUUGUGUUUGUGGUGGGUUUCUCCACAAAUUGCUCGGUGUUGGUCUCUUUGUGUUUGAAAUGGAGGAAAUGGGCCAGUUUGGACAUGUUCGUGUUUAACUUGGGAAUGGCUGAUCUCCUGUACGUCAUCACCUUGCCUUUCCUAGUGGUGUACUAUGCCAGUCAAAGCUACUGGAAUUUUGGGAAAGUGUUUUGCAGAAUAACGAGGUUCGUUUUCCACCUGAACUUGUACGGCAGCAUCGGAUUCCUCACUUGUAUCAGUGUGCAGCGGUACCUGGGGAUCGUGCACCCCUUGAAGGUCAAGGGCAGAUGGAAACGCCGUCACUCGGUCCUGAUCAGUGUCCUGGUCUGGGGGCUGGUUCUAAUCCAAACCUCGGUGGAUUUAUAUUUUCCAAAAACGAACGCCAAUGGCACAGCAUGCUACGACACUACAAUGGAUGAAGAAUUAACAAACUACCUGUUGUACAUUAAGAUUAUUUCUGUUAGUGGAUUUGUUAUUCCUCUCCUCACCAUCAUAGCAUCUUACUGUCAAAUCGCUUUCGUUCUCACCAGAAAUAACAACCUGGACAUUACUUUGAAGGAACGAUCCAGGAACCUUGCGAUUGUUGUGAUGGUUUUAUUUUCCAUUUGCUUUACACCUUAUCAUGUUUUGCGAUAUCUUAAUUUAAAUGCCAGACUUUUGCAAUCGAAAGGUCUCUGUACAUGGAAUAGAACCAUUUACUUGCUCUACCAGAUUGCUAGGGGAUUAUCUAGUUUCAACAGUUGCAUUGAUCCACUUAUUUAUCUUGUAGCCAGGGAUGACGCGAUAACUAAAAUGAAAGCAUUCAAGGAAAAGCUACAUGUAUCUUUCACUUGGUGUAAAGCAAGUGAUUAUACAAUUCCUCAAAGGAUUUUAAUCACAGACAAAAUUACAACUCACAACGAGACAACAGUGUAAAACCACACAAAAAUGGUAGCUUCACAGUACAGCUGAAUUGAAUUAAAGCAUUUUGUGAGAAUGAAUAACACAAAGUAAUUUAUUUUCAAGUUCGGAGCAAAGCAAGCGGCCGGAUUUUCUCUCAACUGGGAACAUGUCCACACGCCCACAGACUUUCUUUGAGAUUUUGCAUUUAAAUUGAGUCUAAUUAGAGAGCCAAGAUGUCCUGUACAUGGGAUCAGAGACGUGUGUGAAGAGAGCAAGCAACCAAUCAGGUCGAAGACCUGUUAAUGAGCGGCAGAGACAGAAGCAGGAAGCGCAGUUAAAAUAUAUAAUUUAAGGUCAAAUCAGAUGCAGAAACUAAAAUGAAAAGAGGGAAAGAAAUAUGGGAUUUAGAGAAAGCAAUGAACGGAAAUGCUUUUUUUUAUUUUCUUUAAAAAUAGAAGGAAUGAGAGUUCAUACUUGUAAAAGGUGUUUUUCAGUACCUGUGAGGUUUGGAUGUAAAGGAUGUAAUAGGUUGUUAGGGCACAGUUAAAAAUGUACUUACAUUUGAAUGAAUAACAAUAUUUUCUGGUGAGUUUCAUAAACAUGUUAGAAUCUUUAUAUGAUUCAAUGCAUUUAAAGCUGAGACUUAGCGAGUUAUUGUUAUAGCACAACUUCUGGAGGAACAAGAGGCCUUAGAUACAAACUGUUGAAUUUUCACAUUAACAGCAUUUAUUCAGCCCCAGAGGUUCCUGUUCAAUUUCCACUAUAAAAACAAUGUUGUUAGGCUCUGUGUUAUUUCUACAGCAAAAUCCAUCACUGUGUUUCUCAUUUUGGCAAUAGUUCUCAUAUGUACAUACAAUUACUAGUGAGAUCCAAACUCAAAGUACAGCCCAGAUCACUGAAUCAGUGUGCAGUUUCCAGUUCUUACACUGCCACAGCUAUUACCAUGGGCCCUGUGAACAAACUAAGUGAAUUAGUUCUGUUUAGAGGCAGAUUUGAAGGUGAAAUUUUGCUAUGGGUUUAUAUGGAAGAAGGUCUAGAUUGAAGUUGCUUGACUAAUUUCACUGGGAAAUGUGAGUGAUCAGAAUUUUUUUUAAAUCAUAAUUGUAGCAACUGUGAACCACUCAAAGCCUCCCACUACCAUUAGUCGGACCCUUCAUUUACUCCAAUGGGUUCCUUUGCCCUCACAAAUCAAUUUCCCCAUGGCCUCACACAUUCUUCUUCAACUCUGUGUCCCUACUGACACUUGUGAUUCUUCAGGCACUGAGUACACAGAAUAAAUAGAAUAUAUAGCACAUUACAAGCCAUUCUGCUCAACCAGUCCAUGCCACAUUUAUGCUCCACUCAAGCUUCCUCCCAUCCUUUCUCAUCCAACCCUAUCAACAUAUCCUUGGACCUCAUAUGCUUAUCUAGCUUCCACUUAAAUUCAUCUAUCUGCCUUAACUAGUCCCUCAGGUAGCAAGUUGUAUACUCUUCCCACUCCCUGGAUAAAGAAGUUUCUUCUGAAUUCCCUAUCUGAUUUCUUGGCGACUAUCUUGGCUAUUAGUUUUGCUCUUCCCGACAAGAGGAAACACUAACUCUGCUUUGUCUAUCAAAAGAUUUCAUAAGUUUAAAGCCCUCUAUUAAGUCACCCGCCAGCCUUUUCUUUUCAAGAGAAAAGUGACCCAGCCUGUUUAUCCUUUCCUGAUGGAUAAGUGUAACCUCAUACCAUCCUUGCAAAUUUCUGUUGCACUUUCUCUAGUGCUUCUGUAUCAUU
Molecule: messenger RNA, 2894 nt
Organism: Carcharodon carcharias (great white shark)
Lineage: Eukaryota; Metazoa; Chordata; Chondrichthyes; Lamniformes; Lamnidae
Product: P2Y purinoceptor 1-like
Exons: 1
Coding region: 116-1174 (352 amino acids)
Biological process (GO): G protein-coupled receptor signaling pathway
Cellular component (GO): membrane
Molecular function (GO): neuropeptide receptor activity
Source: RefSeq, a predicted model, not a curated record